UUGGGCGGUGAGUGCAAAGCUCUGUCUCAGGUUGCUGAGGCGGAGCCUCAAUGGGGUAAACCAAUAGCUAAGUUCGUUAGAGAGCAGAGGGCUACGCAUGUACUCAUAGAACUUGAGUUACAUCCAGAUUGGUGCUAGUCGGUCAACACGUGGGGAGGAGACGCUGGCUUUCCACAGGGACACGUUUGAAAAACCUCACAUUAUCAGUAUUGCUCUCAUCGUGGCGGCACCGAGGACCCUAAAGUACUGUGUAGCUGUUAGUGUCCUGAGGAAAUGCCGCUGAGGUUUCGCUCUGUUGUGCCCUACACUCUGCCCGGAGUCCUUGCACUGAUCGGCUGGUGGUGGUACAUCUCACGGAAGAAAGAACGGCUCAUCAGCCAUGACAGCCCAGAAGGGGCUACAACCGCUAUAGGCCUUAGAAUAUCUCCAGCAGAGGGUAGCAACGGUUUGGUUGAGAAAGGCACUGUUUCCCCCACAAAUGACACAGAAAGCCCCACCCACAGACCUCCAAAGGUCAGUAACCAGAGAACGGAACAUGAAAAUAUUUCCCAGAUCCAUGUCCAGGACACAGAAGCAGCACCUUCACUGGAACAAAGUUCUGAAGAAGCUGCCCCUCACCUUGGCAUAAUAACACGAGAGGUCAAUAAACCAUCAGUCUUCCCUGGCAAAGAAGACAGCCUGCAGGUGUCAUCACAAGACCAUAAAGACCCAGAGAAAAGCUCAUCACCUCCCCUGGUGAAAGAGCUGGAGAAACGCAUAGUCAAAGAUCCAGUCUCUUCUCCAGAAGCCACAGUAGAAGAGGUCAUCUUGCCCUGCCAGUCUACCAAAGUCACCAUCUCCCUCACAACUGCACACCUUUCUGAUGCAGAGAGGCCUGAGCCAGAGGGGGAAGUUGCAAUGCACAACAGCACUGUUAAUUCACAAGAUGAGAUGGUUGUUUUUGCAGUCACCCCAGCCAAAGUGCAGAGAGUGAUGUCAUCAGAGGCAGACUCUCUAGAGACACCCCCUUCAGCGCAGGUUUUCCACCAACACAUUCUAACCAGCACACCUACCUCCCUGGCCCCGGCCUCCACAGCCCUGACCACGAUCAAAGACUCCACCACCCCAUCAGUGACUCCAGAGGACAUCCAGGUAUGCAGUGGAGAGGAGCAGGAUCUCGAGCUUCUGGCAGCUGAAUUCAUAACUGAGGUCAUCUCGGCAGCCACCCAGGAGGUCCUUGGUGUUACCAGCUGCCAGGUCACAGACAAAAGCCAUCCCAGCUGCAGUAGCAGCACACCACUGGGUAGUGGCAGACUAUGCUUCCAACAGGAGACAAUCACAGCAGCACAGCAGCACCACCAUCUACUGAUAAGCCCCUCUAAAAUAAGCUGUGAGUCUAGAGAGGCAACCGAGAAAGAAGAUCUAGGGAUGCCUAAUGGAUGCUCCUCUGAUCCAGUAUGGGAGCCUGUUGAGGUCAGUCACAGGGUUCAUCAGGAAAACGAUGCACAGAGAGGCCGUUGGCCAACACCAUCACACCAAGCUGCACAAAGUACCCCUUUCAUGAACAUGAAACUGAAAGUUGAUGAAGCAGCUGCACUGGCUGAGGACUCAGCUUGCAGCACAUGCCACUCUGAGGAUGGCAUUGGCAGUGAGGACCUCCAGAACAGCAUGUUUGACAACCAAAUGGAUGUGAUCCAGGUUACAGACUUGUCAGCAAGAGAAGCCACAAAGCCACAGUCACUGGUUGAGACCGCCACAGAAGCAACGGUUUUGGCUGUAACCGAAGAAAGCUCAGUGGAUGCUGUUUGUGAGAUAAAGAGGGUCAAUGGAAUGGGCCUGAGGAAUGGAGCUCAUGGGACAUGUGAGGUGGAGACAGACCAGUCUGGAGGCUCUGAUGUGAACAGUAUGGACUCAGUGGACAGCGGCUGCACUAUGGGUGCUGGGGAAAGUCAGAGCAACCGCGCUGCCUCCUUGAGCUCUGAGCUCAUCAUCUGGGAAAUUGAGGUGCCAAAGCAUCUUGUAGGGCGGUUAAUAGGGAAGCAGGGGAGAUAUGUGAGUUUCCUGAAGCAGAACUCUGGCGCAAAGAUCUACAUCUCCACCCUGCCUUAUACACAGGAGUUCCAGAUCUGUCACAUAGAUGGUACACAGCAGCAGGUUGACAAAGCCCUGUCCUUGAUUGGGAAGAAAUUUAAAGAUCUGGACUUGACCAACCUAUAUGCACCUCCGCCACCCCCACUCACAUUGCCGUCACUUCCCAUGACCUCCUGGCUUCUGCUCCCCAGUGGAGUGACAGUUGAAGUGAUAGUGGUGAACAUCGUGUCAGCUGGUCACGUCUUUGUCCAGCAGCACACCCAUCCUACCUACCACGCUCUGCGAAGCCUUGACCAGCAGAUGUUCCUCUGCUACUCCCAGCCGGGCACCCCUAGCCUGCCCUCACCUGCUGAAGUUGGUGUGAUCUGUGCAGCUCCAGCGGUGGAAGGAGCCUGGUGGAGAGCUCAGGUCAUCACCUUCUAUAAAGAAACAAAUGAAGUCGAGAUUAGAUAUGUUGAUUAUGGAGGCUAUGACAGAGUUAAGAUAGACUCACUACGGCAAAUAAGGUCUGAUUUUGUAACACUACCGUUUCAAGGUGCUGAAGUAUUGCUUGACAACAUCGCCCCACUUCCAGGAGAGGAUCGUUUUUCACCGGAGGCCACAUCAGCAUUGGAGGAGUUGACGAGAGGAGUGGCGUUGCUUGCACAGGUCUCAAACUACGAUAACAACACAGGCCUCCCACUGGUCCACCUUUGGAACAUGGUCGGAGAUGAGGUGAUUUCAGUGAACCGUACGCUGGCAGAGAGGGGCCUGGGUGUUUGGGUGGAUGGAUUUUGAACUCCUAACAUGCUCUGACCCCCCCCCCAACACACACACACACAAACACACGUCGCCCCCUUAUUCUCUUGUGAUCAACAGUCUGGGACAUGGGUCAUCCUGAGGUUCCAGACACACCACUGGAUCUAAGAAGAUUGCUUUUCCUUUUAUUUUUUUGUUGUUGUUGCCAACCCCCCCCAAAAAAAUAUUACAAAUUGUUUGCAGCACUGCUUCAAAACAAGACAACCUUCCCCUCUUGUUCUUGUACACAAAAAGAACUUAAAGAUGGAAAGGAAGAGGUACUUGUACAUUUUUUUUUAAAAAACUAAAAAAUCUAUAUUGUAACUAAAUAAAGGUUGAACCAAUAUUUUUUUCCUCCCCCAUCCUAACUUAGGUUUUAAUCUUGGCCUUUGCUCACUGACUGUGGAUCAUCAUGCUGUGGAAGGACAAACACCUCCAUCAGUCUAUGUAGACACUUGUAAACAGUUUUGAGUUUAAUUGACACCUCGGCUGUAGUUCUCUGUAGGUCAAUACAAUUGAUUUAGCAGAUUUUUGGGGGUUCUUGUCUGGAUAGAAAGUGGGGGGCAGAAAUGCUAUAGAGACUGAUGGGUGCUUGCAGGGCAAUGAGCAGAAGAGGUCAGAGUGGUCCCUGGUGGAGCACCCUGCUGGUCUACCUAGCCCUGUGGCCUCAAGAGACAUGAAUUUCUCUUGGGUCUCCAUCCAGAACUGCUGCUGCACAUCCAACUAGGACAGAGGAGCGUGGUGGUUGCCUUUGCUCUACUUUUCUCCACCAACUUGCACUGCGUUAGAGGAUCCAGGAAUUUCAGCCUACCAGACAAAAGGCAGUUGAACAGCUUUUCUAAUUGGAAUUCAAAGUUGAGGAAGAUUUCGUAAACUCAAUAUUUCUAAGAUGCAAUUUUGACAGCAUGUGAGCAAGACAACAUAUGACUGUUUGAAAUCCUCAAUUUACACAUGUUCUGUUUUUAAAGGACCAGUGUGUAAGAUUUAGUGGGAUAUUGGCAGAAAUAAUAGCCUUUCGCAUGUUUAGCGGCCACUAUAGGUUCUCCUACAUGAUUGGAACGGGAGGAUGAGGGGAAGGGUUAUCACUUGGUUGCAAUCUGCAGACUCACUGCUAGAUGCCACUAAAUCCUACACACCGGUCCUUUAAAGACUGGCAUAACUGUAAAAAGAUACUCUGAUUUUGUUAUAGCACCUUCAAAUCCUAAAAUUUUGUCCUGAAAGAUGAUUUAUUUUAUUUAUAAUCUGCACAUAAGAGAUUUAUUCUGCUCUCAAGAUAAAAAAUUACCAAUAUUUCAUGUUGGUCAAAUUAUGGUAUGUCUCAUGGGUGUCAUCUGGUUUAAUAAUUCCAAAGAAAUCAGGAUUUUCUGAGCUCGGAUGCAGCAUUAAUACACUGUUGGUGAUUCAUCUGAUCUUGAGCAGAGUUUCAGUAUGAUGGCAGGGUACUGCUGUUAUCCUGAAGCUCUGAGCUCUACAAAGACUAAAUAAUGAGGGAACCACUAAAAACUCAGACUGACGUGGGAAAGAAACACUAAACACGAUUUAGUUUGCAGUGCUGCUCUUCAAUGUCGACCUAAUAUUAAUGUUGAUCUGAAUCCAGUUUGUCAUUAGUAAUGCAUGGUAAACCCAGGAGCAGCUCUGUUUUACACUAUUUGCUGUAUUGACGUUUAUGAUAAAUUUAGUGUUGAAAGUCUUGGGGGUUUCUGUCACCUGUCAGCCUGUGUGUUAAAGUGGAUUGUAAUGCAGGACCUUCGUAGAAAAGGUUUCAGUUGUAGUCAUCUGGACACUGUUUUCAGAAUCAACGUCAAGAAACGUCUUGAUUCCGAAAACAGUGUCCAGAUGACUACGACUGAAACCUUUUCUACGAUGGAACACUCCAGGACGAAUGAGGGACUACACCGUCAGAGCAGGACCUUGUUCUUCACAUGUGGAUAACAGAGUUAACUAGGAUUAUUGAUGAUUCGACACAAACCUGGAUUUUUCACUUCUUCAAAGCUGGCUUAAAUUUAAUUUAGAUUUGUUGUCAUAGCAGGAAGUCCUCAAGCCCAAACCUCUUGAUAUAAUUAUGAUUUCAGAGGCCUGUAUAACAAAGCAAGUUCAAUUUAGUCUGGCUCUUUUUGGAAUCCCUGGCUUCAUAACUGGUAUCACAAAGCUGGUUAUUAACUGCAUCUGUUAACUCUGGGUUUUCCAGUCUAUGAAUAUGUUCUGGUGAAAGAGGCAGUGUUGUUAAUUACAAACAAACAUCAUCAGAACCAUGACUUGGAGUACUUAGUAUGACAUGAGAUGAAACGGUGAUACCCAUUGGGAGACUGGGUUACUGAGGCAUAUUUGGCAACGGGAAAUGUGUAUAUAAUAUAUACGCAACUUAAACAGAGUACAAAAUAGUAGAAAAUAAUAUUCAAAUAUUAAAAGUAAGGCUAUAAAUAAGUGAAGAAUGAUCAUGUCUUUUUAAAUGUUUGAUUUUUAACAUGUAGAGAGUGAGUAUUUUUGCUUUUUUUUCCCCAAGAUGAACAAAAAUCAUAGAUAUGUGAUGCACAUAAAAAGUUAUGCAAGACUGUUCUGCUGCCAAAGUAGAGAGGAGAAAAGAAUGUUGCGUUUAUAAUUUAAUGGGAGCUAAUUCAUAACAGGCUAUUUAGUCCAAGUAAGAUCUGUUUUAAACCCAGAGUGCACCACUGGAAAGACUGGAACAACGCAGUGAUUCUACUGAGCUAUAAAAAUAUUUGUUCUUAUUACUUGUCACUUGACUGUACUUUUUCCAGUGAUCUGUUUGGUCAUAAAGCAUAUGACCAUAUGAAUAUGUCACCAUGGUAAACUACCAUGGUUAAAAGUGAGCCAACUUUGUGAUAUAGGAUAAUGUGAGUCGAGCCAAAAGAUAGCCAGCUAAACGACUAAUCUCAUUUCAUGACAGGCCCUGGAUGGGAACAGUUUUACUAUUGAGAAUCAUAAAGAUGUUAUGGUGUAAUUAUCUAUUUUUACAAAAACAUGUUGCCUUAAUCCCAAAAUAACUUAAUCCAAAAUUAACAAAGCAGUUCUUUAACUGUUUGACAAACUGAGUCUGCUGGAUGAGAAUUAACAAAAUCAUUUUAGCUGUCUAACAUUAGGUUAGCCUUAGGGGUGUUGCAUAAAGAACAGUCAGAAGAGCAGGGCUUAUAGUAAAAAGUUUGGCUUGAGUGAGCCUAACAAACCAGGAUUAAAUUUUAAUAAACCCAACUCAAAACUGUGGACAGAUUAAUUGAAACAUGGUUUAAGAACACAGACAUAAAGCACGGAUCAUAGGAAUUCACAGUGAAGAAAACGGACAUGUAAAGAAAAAAACUGGUGAUAUAGGAACUUUGGAGAAAGCGAAGCCUGAAAAUGAACCUGACGAGGCUAGCACGGAGGUUUCCAUGAUAAUUUAACAAUUAUAUGAACCUACUUCAUUAAACUGAAGAUGAGCUUGAUUUACUUAAGUAAUCCUGUCUUGCUUCAUGAAACACCCCUCUGUAUUAGUUAAACCACAUUUGAAGAACAGGGUCCUGCUAAUUAAGAACUAGUCUUACAACAUGCUACAACAGAAUUUUAUCGUAGCUUUUCAGUUAAAUCUGCAUCUGAAUGUCUUUUUUUUUUUUCAGACAUGGAAUCAUAAUGUUUAUCCAAUGUUAUUAAGUCGGGCCUUCCCGCACUUCUUAUAUGGCAUUGUUAGAUUCUCAAUGACUGUAAUUCUAAAGAACAUUAACUCCAUGGAUUUCAUUUUUUGAGUCUCUUUUCAAUGGAAAGGAAAUCACUGUUACUCUAGCAAUAAGGCAGCUUUAUUUUGACAAACUGAAGGACAGAAUGGGGACAUGGGUGUGCUUUAAGUGUUGCAUUUGACACACUAAGAACAAAGAAAGUUAGCUGCAUAACUGUUGUCAACAUAACUGGUAAACAACACUUAAUUACAAUAAUGAUCUCAGGAAUGGUUAAUUCCAUGGUUGAUUAGUGAAUUAGUAGAAGGGGCAUGAUUUUGCUUGAAAAGAUAAAAUUCUGAUGUUUUGACAUUGACUUGCAUACAAGACAUGUAUGAAUUUUUGAAGGUGUCCACAUGUUGGUGCUGGAAUCGGAGCAGUAGCCAUAUUGUCUGUUGUUGGCUUGUGUGCAUCCUUCCUCUCUGUUUCACAUGAACUGUCUGGUCGUCUCUUCUUUUUUAAAUCCAGAUUAAAUAUGGCAUACUAGUACCCCCCCCCCCAACAACCCAAUAUCCUUCACCACACCUUUUUAACACACAAAAAACUGAUCAAACUAGAGUUUUGUUCAUUUCUCUGUAAAUAAGAUAUUUGACUGUACUUUUCUAUAACACUGAAGAGAAAGAGAUAUAAAGGGAACUUUUUUUUUUGUUUAUUUGUUUGGUUUGUUCUAGUUCAUCUUGCCUCCCCUCUUUCAGUCACUCAAUGUUCUCAAGCUCUGGGACUGAUUUUUAAGUGUUAGCUAGACAAGUCAUCAUUUGAUUAUUUAAAUGAGUGUUAAGCUCUUGUGCCCAAGAGCAUUUAACAUGUACAGAUCAGUUUUUGCGAGGCUCAUAAGUUUGAUUUGUUGAUUGUACAGGUCUAUUAGGGGAAAAAAUAAAAGUUGAAAGUGUUGAUAUGGUA
Molecule: messenger RNA, 7448 nt
Organism: Siniperca chuatsi (mandarin fish)
Lineage: Eukaryota; Metazoa; Chordata; Actinopteri; Centrarchiformes; Sinipercidae
Gene: akap1b
Product: A kinase (PRKA) anchor protein 1b
Exons: 12
Coding region: 274-2847 (857 amino acids)
Molecular function (GO): RNA binding
Source: RefSeq, a predicted model, not a curated record